Messenger RNA from Sinocyclocheilus rhinocerous, 1781 nucleotides. RefSeq names its product mothers against decapentaplegic homolog 3-like. The transcript has 9 exons. Lineage: Eukaryota; Metazoa; Chordata; Actinopteri; Cypriniformes; Cyprinidae. The coding region runs from base 167 to 1486 and encodes 439 amino acids. Gene Ontology annotation, biological process: transforming growth factor beta receptor signaling pathway; activin receptor signaling pathway; SMAD protein signal transduction. Gene Ontology annotation, cellular component: heteromeric SMAD protein complex. The record is from RefSeq and is a predicted model, not a curated record. Gene Ontology annotation, molecular function: I-SMAD binding; RNA polymerase II cis-regulatory region sequence-specific DNA binding; DNA-binding transcription factor activity, RNA polymerase II-specific.
AGAGACGGACGGAGCGGAGCUGAGCGCUGAACUUGAGACCGUGUCUCGGUCACGUCUCAAGUGCCUCUCACUUUUCUCAAUUGUACUAUCGAGCCGUUUAUUUUGAUUUACCGCCUUCGGAUUUCGCUGAAGAUAAAAAAGUAUCCCGAAUUUCUUUUCGAGUUGCAUGAGAGACUGCGCAAUAGAGGAACGCCUAACUGAAUUCAACAUGUCAAUUUUACCGUUCACUCCGCCGAUCGUGAAGAGGUUGCUGGGCUGGAAGAAAGGAGAGCAGAACGGACAGGAGGAGAAAUGGUGCGAAAAAGCCGUCAAGAGUCUGGUGAAGAAGCUGAAGAAGACGGGACAACUGGACGAGCUCGAGAAAGCCAUCACAACUCAGAAUGUCAACACCAAGUGUAUCACCAUACCACGAUCACUAGAUGGUCGGUUGCAAGUAUCUCACAGAAAAGGACUCCCUCAUGUGAUCUACUGUCGUCUUUGGCGCUGGCCUGACCUGCAGUCUCAUCAUGAGCUCAGAGCCAUUGAACUCUGUGAGUUUGCCUUUCACAUGAAAAAGGACGAGGUCUGCGUCAAUCCCUACCAUUACCAGCGAGUCGAGACGCCAGUUCUUCCUCCAGUGCUGGUGCCUCGUCACACUGAAAUCCCCAGUGAGUUUCCUCCUCUGGAUGACUACAGUCACUCCAUCCCAGAAAACACCAUUUUCCCUGCCGGCAUUGAACCCCAGAGCAACUACAUACCAGAGACGCCCCCUCCAGGCUACAUCAGUGAGGAUGGAGAGACCAGUGAUCAUCAGAUGAACCGCAGUAUGGACACAGGCUCUCCAAAUCUGUCACCGAACCCUGUUUCUCCUGCCCACAACAAUUUAGAUCUACAGCCGGUGACAUACUGUGAACCAGCGUUCUGGUGCUCUAUUUCCUACUAUGAGCUGAACCAGAGAGUCGGUGAAACUUUCCAUGCCUCUCAGCCCUCUUUAACAGUAGACGGCUUCACAGACCCAUCCAACUCUGAGCGCUUCUGCCUGGGCCUGCUGUCCAACGUGAAUCGCAACGCUGCUGUGGAACUCACACGCAGACACAUUGGCCGGGGUGUGCGUUUGUACUACAUUGGAGGUGAGGUGUUUGCAGAGUGUCUAAGUGACAGUGCCAUUUUUGUUCAGAGUCCCAACUGUAACCAACGUUACGGCUGGCACCCCGCCACUGUUUGCAAGAUCCCACCUGGCUGUAAUCUGAAGAUCUUUAAUAACCAGGAGUUUGCAGCUCUUUUAGCCCAGUCUGUGAAUCAGGGCUUUGAGGCCGUGUACCAGCUCACCCGCAUGUGCACCAUUCGCAUGAGCUUCGUGAAGGGCUGGGGAGCCGAGUACAGGCGGCAGACAGUGACUAGCACCCCCUGCUGGAUAGAACUGCACCUGAACGGUCCUCUUCAGUGGCUGGACAAAGUGCUCACUCAGAUGGGCUCCCCCUCCAUCCGCUGCUCCAGUGUGUCAUAGGAAAAAUGCUCCCUACACAUAUACAUCAUAUACAAACCACAAGAUCUGGAAAAAAUCAAGUUCUUUCAGGAGUGUAAGGCUGAAGACCUUCAUACCCACCAACCAAUUGGGUUCCACAGACUCACACACGUAGCACACGUGUUUGUCUCAUGUUGGAGGAGUGUAUUACAGUAUAUGUAUAUAUUCGUUUUUUUAUGUUGUUGUUAUGCCAUUAUUGAUAUAAAAUAUUGCCAUUUAUGUUAUAUGUUGCUAUAUAGCAUGUAUAUGUAAGAUCUCUCCUCUGUCCUGUCUUUUA